AUGGCUGCUACUGCUCAGGACCACCUUGAUGUAGGCGGAAAGAUCGCCUGGCUCUCCAGCCUCGACACUGCCUACCAGCCCGAGAAGAACUACCGCCGCUCUUCCAUCAUCUGCACCAUCGGUCCCAAGACCAACUCUGUUGAGGCCAUCAACGCUCUGCGCAAGUCCGGUCUGAACGUCGUGCGCAUGAACUUCUCCCACGGCAGCUACGAGUACCACCAGUCCGUCAUUGACAAUGCCCGCGCCGCCGAGAAGGCCCAGCCCGGCCGUCAGGUCGCCAUCGCCCUCGACACCAAGGGCCCCGAGAUCCGCACCGGCAACACCAAGGACGACGCUGAUAUCCCCAUCUCCGCCGGCAAGAUCAUGAACUUCACCACCGACGACCAAUACGCCACUGCUUGCGAUACUGAGAACAUGUACGUUGACUACAAGAACAUCACCAAGGUCAUCGAGCCCGGCCGUAUCAUCUACGUUGACGACGGUGUCCUGGCUUUUGAUGUCAUCAAGGUCGUCGAUGACAAGACCGUCCAGGUCCGCGCCCGCAACAACGGCUUCAUUUCCUCCAAGAAGGGUGUCAACCUGCCCAACACCGAUGUCGAUCUUCCCGCUCUCUCCGAGAAGGACAAGAACGACCUGAGGUUUGGUGUCAAGAAUAACGUCGACAUGGUCUUCGCCUCAUUUAUCCGCCGCGGCCAGGACAUCACGGACAUUCGUGACGUCCUUGGCGAGGAGGGCAAGCACAUCCAGAUCAUUGCCAAGAUCGAGAACCGUCAGGGUCUCAACAACUUCGAGGAGAUUCUCCAGGAGACCGACGGUGUCAUGGUCGCCCGUGGCGAUCUCGGUAUUGAGAUCCCCGCCGCCGAGGUCUUCGCCGCCCAGAAGAAGAUGAUUGCUCUGUGCAACAGGGCCGGCAAGCCCGUCAUCUGCGCCACCCAGAUGCUCGAGUCCAUGAUCAAGAACCCUCGCCCUACCCGUGCCGAGAUUAGCGAUGUUGGCAACGCCAUCACUGACGGUGCCGACUGCGUCAUGUUGUCUGGCGAGACCGCCAAGGGUAGCUACCCUAACGAAGCCGUUUCCGAGAUGCACGAGGCCUGCCUCAAGGCGGAGAACACGAUCCCCUACGUUUCGCACUUCGAGGAGAUGUGCACUCUGGUCAAGCGUCCCGUCAGCGUCGUCGAGUCUUGCGCCAUGGCUGCUGUCAGGACUUCUCUCGACCUGAAUGCCGGUGGUAUCAUCGUCCUGUCCACCUCUGGUGACUCCGCUCGCCUUCUCUCCAAGUACCGCCCUGUCUGCCCCAUCUUCAUGGUCACAAGAAACCCCUCUGCUUCCCGCUACGCUCACUUGUACCGGGGCGUUUACCCCUUCCUGUUCCCCGAGGCCAAGCCUGACUUCAGCAAGGUCAACUGGCAGGAGGAUGUCGACCGCCGCAUUAAGUGGGCUGUCGAGAACGCUCUGGAGCUCAACAUCGUCAGCAAGGGCGACACCGUUGUCGUUGUUCAGGGCUGGAAGGGCGGCAUGGGCAACACCAACACCAUCCGUAUUGUCAAGGCCGACCCUGAGCACCUGGGUCUCGGUAUGUUGAACUAA
Molecule: messenger RNA, 1587 nt
Organism: Colletotrichum aenigma
Lineage: Eukaryota; Fungi; Ascomycota; Sordariomycetes; Glomerellales; Glomerellaceae
Gene: pki1
Product: Pyruvate kinase
Exons: 3
Coding region: 1-1587 (528 amino acids)
Biological process (GO): glycolytic process
Cellular component (GO): cytoplasm
Molecular function (GO): potassium ion binding; pyruvate kinase activity; magnesium ion binding
Source: RefSeq, a predicted model, not a curated record